Drosophila subobscura is the source of this 2709-nucleotide messenger RNA. RefSeq names its product tyrosine-protein phosphatase non-receptor type 61F (gene Ptp61F). Bases 99 to 1826 code for a protein of 575 amino acids. NCBI's taxonomy places the organism in Eukaryota, Metazoa, Arthropoda, Insecta, Diptera, Drosophilidae. The record is from RefSeq and is a predicted model, not a curated record. Gene Ontology annotation, biological process: protein dephosphorylation. The transcript is spliced from 6 exons. Gene Ontology annotation, molecular function: protein tyrosine phosphatase activity.
UGAUUAAGCCGCGGUCACACUGCUAGUCACAACGCCGCCUGGACUCCAAAUUAAAAGUAAAAUUAAAACGCAGGAAACAAAACAACAAACAGUGCACAAUGAGUGAGCAGAAAACAAGUGGGUCGCCGUCCCCAACGAGCACAAAGGAUAACGCGGCCGCCAGGCAAAAGAUUGAAACGGAAUAUAACAAUAAAAAGACUGGAUCGGGCUGGCAUCGCUUCUACAAGGAAAUCUCUGAGAAAUGCGAUCGCGGGGCCAAAGAGCAACAAUUCAGCACGCUGGAAUCGGAGCGUUCACAGAAUCGUGGCCUGAAUCGCUAUAGGGAUGUGAAUCCCUACGAUCAUUCGAGAAUUGUCCUGAAGCGCGGCAGCGUGGACUACAUCAAUGCCAAUCUGGUGAAGCUGGAGCGCGCCGAUCGUCAGUACAUACUGACCCAGGGACCCUUGGAGGACACUGUCGGCCACUUCUGGCUGAUGGUCUGGGAGCAAAAAUCGAGCGCCAUUCUCAUGCUCAACAAGCUGAUGGAGAAAAAGCAAAUCAAAUGUCAUCUGUAUUGGCCCAAUCAGCUCGGAGCGGAUAAGGCCUUGAAGCUGCCCAACGUGCAGCUCACCGUGGAGCUUGUGCGCUGUGAGACGUACCAGAACUUUGUGCGGCGGUGGUUCAAAUUAACCGAUCUCGAAACGCAAAAGAGCCGCGAGGUGAUGCAGUUCCACUACAUCACAUGGCCAGAUUUUGGCAUUCCCAGUUCGCCCGAUGCAUUCCUGAAAUUCUUGCAGCAAGUACGUGACUCUGGCUGCCUCAGCAACGAUGUCGGUCCGGCCGUGGUGCACUGCAGCGCCGGCAUUGGUCGCUCGGGCACUUUCUGCCUGGUCGACUGCUGCCUUGUGCUCGUGGACAAGCUCGGCGAGUGCAAUGUGUCGCAGGUGCUGUGCGAGCUGCGCAGCUAUCGCAUGGGACUCAUACAGACAUCCGACCAGCUGGACUUUUCCUAUCAGGCCAUCAUCGAGGGCAUCAAGAAGCUGAACGAUCCCACCUUUCUCGACGCUAAGGAACCAAUCAUUGGCAAUGAGACAGAUACACAUGCACAGGAUGAAGUGCCGCCACCGUUGCCGCCUCGCACACAUUCGCUGAACUUGCCGCUGGCCCCCAAUGCGGGCGGCGUGCUCUCGCUGAAUAUGCGUGCCGCCCAGUCCAAUGGCGAGGAGGUGUCUGCUGAAAACAUUGGCGACAAGCCCUCGGUGCUGAGCAGCAAGGAUGCUCUGAAUAAUUUCAUCAAUCAGCACGAGAUCAUCAACGCUGAGGUGGCCGACAGUCUGCGUCCCUUGCCGCCGUUGCCGACGAGGCCUCUAAGGUCGUUUCAGGAGUCGGACAGCGAUGAGGAUCUGGAUGAUGAUGACGAUGAUGACGAAGACGAUUAUGAUGACGAGGAGAACGACGACGAUUUCGAAGCGGAUUAUGAGAACAUUAAAUUGCCCGAUGUGGAGCCCGUCAAUGGCAAUGUAUCGACGACGACGCCCCAAGAUGAUGAUGUGAAUGCCAACAGCGAGAAGCCAGCGCCAGCCGAACAGCACAAGGCCAAUGGCAUUGACACAGUGGGUCAGUCGCAGACGCAGACACCAGCGAGUCCCGAGAACGAGCUGAAGCGACGAAAACGCAACGAACAGCAGGCCCAGCUGCAGAAGCAAAUCAACAAUAUGAAACGGAAGCUGCGGGAGAGCGAGGAUGGGCAGAAGGCGUCAAAAAAAGGAAGGUCAUUACUCACAUAUAUUGCGGCUGGUGUUGUGGUGGGCGUGAUCUGCGCCUACGCAUACACGAAGCUAGGUUAAGUGUCCCCGCCCCCCACAACCCCCACCUACCUACCCAUUAAGUAGACGUAGACCUAGCCAUUGAGUAGGCACAUUAGUAGCAAUAGCAGUAUGACGCCCAUUGCCGCGGACACCGAUCCUCCCCAGCAUUCGCGUCGCGGGCUAACAUCUAAUGUCAGCACGGAUCAGAUCGGAAUCGAAAUCGGAUCGGAUCGGAUUGGAUCGCUUCGCCUCGCAACGCAAUCAACGCGACGAUUGGGUUGAAUGAACGAUACGACGACGAUACACAUGAUGCAUACAUAUAAUAUUAGGGAAUUUUUUACGAGUAUAUUGAGAAAGAUACUAAAACAGAAGAAGAAGCAAAGGCAAAAGCAAAAUGCAAACAAAAACUAAGCGAAAAUCGGGUAGAAGUCACAUCAAAAGUAGAUUUUGCGCAAUAGACUGACAUUUUAGAUCAAAUUUAUUUUCUACAUUUUAAUAAUGGAAAUAUUUAAUAACGAAAAAGAAAACCCGAAGAGAAAAUCCCCAAACCCCAGUUCCCCUGUGCACGAAUUAUCGUUUUCCACAACCUUCCAGACCCCCCGCAAACAUGCAAAUCCACAUCCUUCGCUCGCUAUGCAAUAAAAUUUGAUAACAUAUACGGAGUACGUUAUAUCUAUUAUAUUUACGCUCUGCGAUCCAAACACUCACACACACACUGAGACACACACGCCCACACCCACGCGCUUCACUUGUUGUUGUACAGCAAUUUCUUAUAGCAUACGAAUUAUGUAUUUAAUUAUUUAUGAAGAGAUUUACGUAAAGAAGACACGAAGAACACUUGUUGUAGUACCAUGGAAAAAAACAAAAACGAAAUGCAGCAAAUGUGCCAAAAAAAAACAAAAGAAAAAGAAAGAAGAAAAGA